AUGCUAGUGCAAGCUUAUAACCUAAUGGCUCAUGCUUUCCUUCUCUUCCUUUUAUUCCCUUACAUUAUAUCCACAAAUAUUCAUGACUGCAAACAAACUGAACGCAGCUCCCUUCUGUCCUUUGCCUCCACUCUCUCUUCUCCUCCUUUAAAUUGGACAUCCAUUGAUUGCUGUCGUUGGAAGGGCAUCACUUGUGAUCAAGAUGGUUGGGUCACCUGUUUGCUCUUGCCUUCCAAGGGGCUCAAAGGAGGUAUCUCUCCCUCUUCACUUUCAAAUCUCACGCAUCUCACCCACUUGAACCUUUCCCACAAUUCACUAUAUGGUUCACUUGAAACUCAGCUCUUAUUGUCUUUGAAUCGACUUGAGAUCCUUGAUUUGAGCUAUAACUGUCUUUCUGGAGAGCUACCACUUUCUCUACCAUCCAACAAUAUCCGAACUGUGGAUUUGUCCAGCAAUCACUUCUUUGGUGCAAUUCCAUCUUCAUUCUUCCAACAAGGAAGCAACUUGACUAGUUUCAAUGUCAGCAACAAUACCUUCACUGGGUAUGUUCCGUCCUCCCUUUGUGUCCAUUCCUCUCCCUCCCUUAGGCUAUUAGAUUUUUCGUCCAAUUUAUUCAGUGGCAACCUUGCUCCUGGGCUAGGGAAGUGUUCCAAACUGCAGGUUUUUCAUGCCAGUCACAAUAACCUCUCAGGAUUAUGGCCAGAAGAUAUCUAUAAUGCUACCAAACUUGAAGAAAUUUCAUUACCUCUCAAUUCACUACAUGGGGCCAUUAGUGAUAAAAUUGUCAACCUCACCAAUCUUGCCAUCCUUGACCUCUCCUUUAAUCAUUUUGGCCGCGAGCUUCCUCUCAAUUUGGGGAAGCUCUCCAAGUUGAAGUUUGUGAACUUUGAUUUCAACAAUUUAGAAGGUGUUUUGCCCCCAUCUUUGAUGAAUUGCACAAACCUUGUAGAAUUGCAUUUGGGAUUCAACAACUUGGAAGGAGAUAUCUCCAUGCUUGAUUUCUCAAGACUGAGUCAACUUACUAAACUCGACCUAAGGAUGAAUUGGUUCACUGGUACGGUUCCAGUAAGCCUUUACUCAUGUAGGUCCCUAAAAGCCAUUGGAUUGGCUGCAAAUAAUCUAGAUGGACAAAUAGAAGCUGAGAUUCUUUCAUUGCAUUCCUUGUCCUUCCUUUCGCUUGCUUUCAACCGAUUCACCAACCUCACUGGGGCAAUGAAGAUAUUGAUGAGUUGCAAAAGUCUUCACACACUCUCGCUUAGUGAUGGCUUUGUGGGUGAGGGAAUGCCAUUGGAUGAUGACAUGGUUGAUUUUGAUGGAUUCCAAAAUCUUCGGUUAUUGAAUUUGGCUGGUUGUAAGCUCACUGGUCAAAUACCUUUAUGGUUAUCAAAGCUCAAGAAUCUAGGGAUGUUGGCACUGGGUUCAAAUCAAAUCACAGGGCCAAUUCCAAGUUGGUUGGGGACUCUUCCUAGGUUGUUUCAUAUAGACUUGUCAAACAACCGAAUUUCAGGUGAAUUUCCAAAGCAACUUUGUAGACUACCAAGGUUGCUUCAUCAACCUAACAUUGCAUCACAAGCAGACCAAUAUGAAUCUGAAUUGCUAGUCUUUGGCCUCACCACAACUCAAACUUAUCCAUCGCGGAAAUUGCUUUUGUAUCCACCAAUGAUAGCCUUAUCUAAGAAUAACAUUAGUGGUUAUAUACCUGCUGAGAUCAGCCAAUUGGUGCUUCUCCAUCAGUUGGCUCUUGACUCCAACAACUUCUCCGGCAUCAUUCCAGACCAAAUAUCUAACCUAAAAAAUUUAGAGAUUUUGAACCUCUCCACAAAUCACUUGUCUGGAAUAAUCCCAUCAUCAUUGGUGAGCCUUAAUUUCUUGAGGUAUUUUAAUGCGUCAUACAAUAACCUCGAAGGACCAAUACCAACAGGCACCCAGCUCCAAAGCUUCAAUAGUUCUGCCUUUAAGGGGAAUCCAAAACUUUGUGGUGCCCCACUUCCAAAUGAGUGCGGACCAAGUAAGGGCAUUGAUGCAGAUAACAAGAACAAUAAAAACGUGGGCAAUGGACUUCAUCAACUUCCGUGGUUUUAUAUUUUCGCUGCAUUGGGGUUCAUAGCAGGAUUUUGGGUAGUCUGUGGUUCUUUAGUUAUUAACAAGACAUGGAGAUAUGCGUAUUUUCGAUUCAUAGACAAUCUACAAGAUAAGCUCUAUGUGGUGAUAAGUUGA
Prunus mume (Japanese apricot) is the source of this 2217-nucleotide messenger RNA. Lineage: Eukaryota; Viridiplantae; Streptophyta; Magnoliopsida; Rosales; Rosaceae. The record is from RefSeq and is a predicted model, not a curated record.